CGAAAUUCUGACAUGGAUCCUUUCUGGGAAGGGAAAUUUUACCUUUAUUGCUGGCUAUUUUCUCCGUUCCCGAAAUGUGAGGAGCGGGACCGUGUCCAAAGGCCAGUUUGUGGUAUGAACUUUUGAGAGUCUGAAGUCUGUAUCUCUCCAGAGAACUACCUGAGCCUAGCAAACCAGAGUGAAGGAUAGUAUACUGGGAAGCUGCACCCUUGCAGAUUUUUUGACUACAACACUGGAAAACCAUCAUGCCAGAAAAUCCUGCAGCAGAUAAACUACAGGUGCUGCAGAUGCUGGAGCGUCUGCAAAGAAAACUGCAUGAGAAUGGAGACACUUCACAGUCUGAGAAACUGACUGUUUUGUACAACACACUCAGGAGCCCCUUAUUCAAUCAGAUUCUGACUCUUCAGCAGUCAAUCAAGCAACUGAAGGAACAACUCAGUUAUAUGCCUCCAGAUCGUUCUGUGGAUUUUGACUUUACUAGGAAAGGUUUGUUGGUGUUUGAGGCUGACGACCACUCUCUUGAUAAUGGUAACCUAUAUGUGACUUACAACAAUAAAAAUUUACCAGUAUCCAAGAUGCCUCCUCUGAUGCCAAAAUUUGCAGUGGAUGAGUUUAAUUUAGCAAUCCAAAGGAUGGCCAAGGGGCGGCAAAUAGAAUAUAUAGAUAUUGAGAAGCCAUUUAGUGGAGGUCUUGGAUUUAGUGUGAUUGCCCUUAAAAAUCAAAGCACUGGAGAAAUUGGUAUCUUCGUCAAAGAAGUUCAACCAGGAAGCAUAGCAGCCAGGGAUCAAAGGUUGAAGGAAAAUGACCACAUACUGGCCAUUAAUCAUACUCCACUGGAUCAGAACAUAUCCCAUCAACAGGCGAUUAUGUUGCUCCAACAGUCCACGGGUUCCUUACAUUUGGUUGUGGCCAGGGAGCCAACACAAAGAAGCAGUAGGACCUCAUCUACCUUCAGUGACAAUAAUUUACCUGAAAUGAUCAACUGGAGUCAUAUUGAAGAUGUUGAACUUGUUAAUGAUGGCUCGGGAUUAGGUUUCGGAAUCGUAGGUGGGAAAUCAAUUGGUGUAGUGGUACGGACGAUUGUUCCUGGAGGACUGGCAGACAAGGAUGGGCGGCUCAGAACUGGCGACCACAUCUUGGAAAUUGGAGGCACUAAUGUACAAGGAAUGAGCAGUGAGCAGGUUGCUCAAGUGUUGAGGAACUGUGGGAACUAUGUUAGGAUGGUUGUUGCAAGAGAUCCAGUGUGUGAAAUAACUGUGACGCCACCAACCCCUUUGGCCCAGCCUGUUAGUAUAUUGCCUCCUUUUCAAGACAAAGGUUUUGAAACAGAAAAUGAAAUUCAGGAAGUUCAGCUGAUAAAAAAGGAUGGACAAAGCCUGGGAAUAACAAUUGUUGGGUAUACACGAGUUUCUGAAAAAGUGGAAUCUUCUGGGAUUUUUGUAAAAAAUAUCAUACCUGGCAGUGCUGCAGAACAUAGUGGUCAAAUAAAAGUCCAUGACAAAAUUAUUGCUGUUGAUGGGGUUAACAUUCAGAAUUAUACUAACCAAGAAGUUGUGGAGACACUGCGUAACACAGGACCAAGUGUUCACCUUACACUGCUUCGAAAGAAACAGAGUUAUGCUGACUUCCCUUCAGAAAGAGGCUUAAACAGAGGACAGGUAAAUGUGCCAACCAUAUUUCUGUCUGGAGUUGUGGAAACUGAAACUAACUUAGAUAGUGAAAAUGAGGAAGCUGAAGAACAAAGGGAUAAUUCUGAAAAUGAAAAUCAGCAGAUACAACAUACAGUGGGUGAAAUCCCAGAAUCACUAGAAGACAAAUUGAAAUCUAAGUGGCAAAAAGUGUUGGGACUUGACUUUGAAGUUAUGGUUUCCACCAUGGACAUGCCAAUUGCAGAUGAUACUGAGCUACAAAAAUAUUCAAAGCUGCUACCUAUUCACACAUUGAGGUUAGGCGUUGAACUUGAUACGUAUGAAGGACAUCAUUACAUAUCGUCAUUUGCUGCAGAUGGUCCAAUUGCUAAGCUUGGUUUGCUGCAGUUGGAGGACGAACUUUUAGAGGUAAAUGGUGUUCAGCUGUAUGGGAAAUCCCGCCGUGAAGCAGUUUCUUUUCUUAGAGAAGUGCCACCUCCGUUUACUUUGGUUUGUUGUCGACGCCUGUUUGAUGAUGGCACAGAGUCCUUUGUGGAUGAACCUGCUGCCAUUACUACUUGCUCACCAGAACCUACGAUGAAGCCUAAAGAUUUUGGCACAGAGGAGGAAGAAGAGGAGGAUGCAGAGCUUGCAGUAUGGUCUUCUGAAAUCAAAGUUAUUGAUCUUGUGAAAGACACUAAAAUGGGCUUAGGCUUCAGCAUAUUGGACUAUCAGGAUCCCUUAGAUCCAACACAGACAGCAAUUGUGAUCAGCUCACUGGUACCAAAUGGAGUGGCUGAGCGUAGGGGUGAACUUUUCCCUGGUGACCGUCUGGUCUUUGUAAAUGAAAAAAGUUUGCACAGUACUACUCUUCCAGAGGCUGUAGAAGUGCUGAAAUCUGCACCUCUGGGAAAUGUUCGCCUUGGAAUCUGUAAACCUUUGGUGGGAGAAAAUAGACAGUGUGCGACUUCUUGUAUUAUGGAUCCAAAGAGUAUUGCCAGAAAUUCUGCAUCUCCAACACCAAUCAAUAAUACUGAAUCAUCAAUACUCCUUGAAGCUCCAAAGGACUUCAGAGAUGUAUCUUUCUCUAAAGAAGAACUUGUUGAUGAACCGGAAGAAUUGUCUUUGGGGAGAGAAUUUCAACUUUCUCAACACAAGACAGAUGUUGAUAAGGAGGCAUGGGAAAUGCAUGAGUUUUUGAAGCCGCCAGUAAAGGAUCUUGGUGAAGAGCAAGAGAUGCUGGUGGAUGAAGAGUAUUACGCAGACCAGGAUUAUUACAGUUGUGUGCCAUCAGAUGUAAAAGAGCAUGCCCCAUCUACUGAGUUGAUCUUUGGUACUACAGGCCAAUGGGCAAAGGAACUAGAACUUACUAACAUGCCAGAAUUGAGUCACCUGAUGGAUAUUAGAGCAGAAAAAGCACACCAUUGCAUAUCCAGUAAAGAUAAAAGGCCUGGAGAAAACACAAAUAAUAGUUCAUUAUCCCCUGGAGCCUCAGCAAAAUACAACCAACCUAACAGUAUGCUGGAUAGUCAGGAAAUGAAUACUGCAAUGCAGAGUGACCAUAAAGAUCCUGUAUGCAUCAACAAUGAUCUUGAAGUCACUGAAAAAAGUAAACUGAAGGCUGAAGACUGUGACUUUUCUAGCAGCCAAGAUUCUGCUCUGUCUAGAGGACUGUCUAGUGAAUUGCCUGAGAGAGAAGAGGGAGAAGGGGAAGAAACGCCAGCAUUCAGCCACUGGGGACCACCCCAAACUGUUGAAAUUUUCCGAGACCCUCAUGUGCCCCUUGGCAUAAGUAUUGUCGGAGGACAUACAGUUAUAAAGCGUCUAAAGAAUGGAGAACAGCUUAAAGGUAUAUUUAUCAAGCAAGUCUUGGAAGACAGCCCAGCAGGAAGAACAAAAGCUCUCAAAACUGGUGAUAAAAUACUUGAAGUGUCUGGAAUAGAUCUACAAAAUGCUACUCAUGAGGAAGCAGUGGAAGCUAUCAAAAAUGCAGGCAAUCCCAUUUCAUUUGUUGUUCAGAGUUUGUCUACUCUUCCUAGGAUUGUUUCUAUAAUAAACUCCAAGAAAAAUAAAGAUCACAGCGAUCAAGACAUAAUUGAAGAAACUGAUAAGAAGAAAAGUGGAGCACCACCCCCCAUGAAAUUACCUCCUCCUUACAAAGGACCAAAAAAGUCCAGCUCUGAUGAGACAGAAGAGGAAGAAGAGGACUUUUAUACAGAGGAGAAAAUCAGGCAAAGAUAUGCAGAACUUCCAGGGGAGUUGCACAUUAUUGAGCUUGAGAAGGAUAAGAAUGGUCUUGGACUCAGUCUUGCUGGCAAUAAGGACAGGUCUCGCAUGAGCAUCUUUGUUGUGGGCAUCAGUCCAGAUGGCCCUGCAGGGAAAGAUGGAAGAAUGCAUAUUGGAGAUGAACUUUUAGAGAUAAACAACCAGAUCUUGUAUGGGAGAAGUCAUCAAAAUGCUUCUGCGAUAAUUAAGACUGCCCCACCAAAUGUCAAACUGGUAUUCAUACGCAAUGAAGAUGCAUUUAACCAGAUGGCUGUUGCUCCUUUCCCAUUACCCUCUAGCUCUCAGUCUUCAAUUGAAGAUCACAGUACCACUGAAUCUGCAAGUGGUGAAGAAGAUACCAAUUUGGACUAUCCCAUGAAAGGCUCAACAGAUGAUGUGUACACUAAACUAAAUGUUGGUAACAAGACUGAAAAAGAGAUGAUGGAGAAUCAGCAGGUUCUGUCAGAACAACCAGAAAAUUUCCGUAACCAGUUAAAGCUAUCCAAAUCUUCAGCAGUAAUCCCCAUCAGUUUACAUGAGAUAUCUUUGACACCCACAUCGUUUUCUCCAGAGACAGAAUUCAGCAGCCAAAGCAGCUUUCCAUCUCCUUUGGUAGUACUGGAUCCUGCGACAUGCCCAAUAGUUCCUGGGCGAGAAAUGACUAUAGAAAUAUCUAAGGGACGAUCAGGCCUUGGCCUCAGCAUCGUAGGAGGGAAAGAUACACCACUUGAUGCUAUUGUUAUCCAUGAAGUUUAUGAGGAAGGGGCAGCUGCUAGAGAUGGCCGACUUUGGGCUGGUGAUCAAAUUCUGGAGGUUAAUGGCAUUGACUUGAGGAACGCUAGUCACGAAGAAGCUAUCACAGCCUUGAGACAGACUCCUCAGAAAGUGCAGCUCAUUGUUUACAGAGAUGAAGCUCAUUAUAAAGAUGAAGAGAAUUUGGAGAUUUUCCAUGUAGAACUACAAAGAAAAAUGGGUAGAGGAUUAGGACUAAGCAUUGUUGGGAAACGAAAUGGAAGUGGAGUAUUUAUCUCUGAUAUCGUCAAAGGAGGAGCUGCAGACCUUGAUGGGAGACUAAUUCAAGGAGACCAGAUUUUGUCUGUCAAUGGGGAGGAUGUAAGACAUGCCUCACAAGAGGUUGUUGCCACUAUUCUCAAGUGCGUUCAGGGGCUUGUGCAGCUAGAGAUUGGACGACUGAGAGCUGGGUCUUGGCUGUCAUCACGGAAAACAUCUCAAAACAGCCAGAUAGGCCAACACACCAUUCAUGGUCACUUUCACCCUACAUUUGCUCCAGUUAUCUCCACCUUACAGAAUUUUAUCAGUGCUAAAAGAUCAUCUGCUGAUUCCUCUCAUAGAAACUCAGUUGAGAUAGAUAUGGGUCCAAGGACUGUCGAGAUUACAAGGGGGCCGAAUGAUGCACUUGGUAUCAGUAUAGCUGGUGGCAAAGGGAGCCCAUUGGGAGACAUUCCAAUCUUUAUUGCCAUGAUCCAAGCCAGUGGAGUAGCAGCACGAACACACAAGCUCAAAGUUGGAGAUCGGAUUGUCAGUAUUAAUGGGCAGCCUUUGGAUGGGCUGUCUCAUGCUGAUGCAGUUAAUCUACUGAAGAAUGCUUAUGGGAGUAUUAUCCUGCAGGUUGUAGCUGAUACCAACAUCAGUGCCAUAGCCAACCAGCUAGAGAGCAUGACCGCUGGCACCAAUCUUAGACCACCUACUGAACACCAUUCUGAAGAUCUAGAAGCACCUCAACCUAAAAUAAUUGUGUUGGAGAAAGGCUCAGAUGGAUUGGGAUUUAGUAUUGUAGGAGGCUACGGAAGCCCCCAUGGAGACCUCCCCAUUUAUGUCAAGACCAUUUUUGCAAAGGGAGCAGCUGCAGAUGAUGGCAGAUUGAAGCGUGGUGAUCAGAUUUUAGCUGUUAAUGGAGAGUGUCUGGAAGGCGUGACUCAUGAGCAAGCUGUAGCUAUUCUGAAACGCCAAAAAGGGACUGUAAAACUAACAGUGUUGUCAUAAGCUUUGCUGCACAUUCAGUCUGGGCUGGAUGCAAUUAUUUCUGAGCACUGCUAGAGCUGCUAUAAAACCCCCUUGAGUGAGAUGAAAACCCAACUGCAGCUAAAAUUAGUGCACAUUAAUCCUGUUGCCUGUGAGGUUUGCAUCAUUUGUAGAGGUUCAUUUUGUCCGGUCACUGAAAGUAAUUGUGAAAUCAUUUUGUCUACUAGUGCUUCCUUGAAUGUUCUUCCACUCCUCAACGUUGUUUCUGCUUUACUGGUAACUGCCAGCUACCAAUAGGAAGUAUAAUAACUUAAACUACUCUCACAUACACAAAAAGGGAUGUAACUCAUUGUUGGAUCCCAUAAGAUGGACAGAAAUAAAUGCUGAGUGACUUUUCAUCUCAUUCAUGGAAUGCUUAUGCUAAUUGUCUUUUCAACUGUGCCAGAAAACAUUAAAAUGUAAUUAAAUUACUACCAUUCCAAAUGAUGAAAUAACAAAUUCUCCUAUGGGAAAUUAAUUGUAUAUGAAAUUCUAAUGAUACAAUGCCCACCUCACUGAUUAAUAUUCUUGGGAUAGAUGUGUAUAUGUUACUGUUAAUUAUGAUAAGUCAAUUUUUCAGCCUCUCCUCAGUUUGCAUUGGUCAUGUGACAAUUUCUCUGGCUGUCUUAAAUUCUUUUGAUAGAUUGACAUGAGCCUCAUGAAAGCAUGUCUCAAGAGAGCUGGAUAGGUAAUAAAGGUGGUUUGUAGGAUUUAAAGCUUAACUCUGUGGAUGCUGCAGAAAGAACCUUGAUUUGGAAUAAGGCUAGCCAUUACGAUUUACAAUAAUAAUACAGAAACAGAAUACUACAGUAAAGAAAACAUGGUGGCUCUAAUAAUUCAUAGUUUUGCAGUACAGUGUCUCAUUAAUCAGCAAAGACACACAAUUUAUGUCCAAAGCGUGUAUCUGCUGGAUGUUUUACCAUAUGAAACAGAUAGAAUACAGUAACAUCUUAUCUGUCAGAAAUAAAUGAUAUAUGUGAAAUUGGUCAAAGUUGAGGAAGCGGUUAUCAAUGGAAAAGUGGCUGUCUUAUCUCAUCAAGAAUCUUGUCUUUAUUUGUUAUAUGUCCUGUGUUUGUAUCUAGCUAAUCACAAAGUGCAUUAAGCUAUUGGGAUACAUUGUAAGUAUUCCAUGAAUAGUGCCUGAAAGAAAGCUGUUUUAAAAGGUUUUUACCCAGUCUUCAGUGACAUUACUGAUGUUAAUGAUAUAAAUGUCCCAUGAAGAUUUCGUCAAGACAGGAGAUGUUCCCUUUGUCGAACGCUGAAGUUACAUUGCACGUAUAUACAUAUGUAACACGAAGGUGUGGCUCGUUAUAAAAUUGUUUUAAGGAUAGUGACCAAAAUUAUCUAUUCUAAUUGUACCGGCUUGGAUCCUAUGACAUUAUUCUCCUUAUGAUUCUCUCUAGCAACUGCAGGACUUGUCCUCUGCUAUGGCACUUGCUUCCUCUGCUGCUAGCACUUUUGUGUGUGGUUGGGGAUCCUCGAAGAACAUCGAUUUUGCACACACAAAAGUGCUGGCUGCAGGGGAAAGCAAGUGGCUGAAGGGAAGUGUGAAGGGAACAGUGAUAUAGGAUCUAAACAAUAAUUUAGACUGUUAUAAAAUAAUUUUAAAUUUGAUACAGGCAACUUUCCUCUCACGUUUAUGAUAUAAAGAAUGUAGAGCUUGUGUGCUGACCUAUUUUGCACUUCUCGUGACUCAAAUGAGAUUACGUGGUUGCUUCUCAUAAUUUGCACACUUUUCCUGUCACAUAUAGUACUGCCAAAAACUGCAUUGAAACCUACAAGUAAACUGGUGACAAUGUAGGGGAAGUAAGUUCUAUAUGAAAAUGAUCAAGGGUACAGUCCAGUGUGCAAGUCCAGUGAAAUGAAUGAAAAUGUAUUAAAGCAUGGUUGGACUUGAAUGGGGCAACUUCACAGUGGAUUAUGUGCCAGUCCUUUCAGCCUGCUUAAUGCUUUUCUGGGUACAUGGGCUUCAGGUUUGUUUAAUAAUGCUGCUGAUUUCUGUGAGAUAAGGAAAAUAGCAAUGAAAUAUACUAUAUGUUUAUGUAUAUCAGUAAAAUAAGAUAUUUUAUGAUUUCCAAAGAUUCAAAAUAAAAUUCACUUGCAUAAA
Eublepharis macularius is the source of this 8022-nucleotide messenger RNA. It is a transcript of the gene PATJ, whose product is annotated as PATJ crumbs cell polarity complex component. The record is from RefSeq and is a predicted model, not a curated record. NCBI's taxonomy places the organism in Eukaryota, Metazoa, Chordata, Lepidosauria, Squamata, Eublepharidae. Gene Ontology annotation, molecular function: protein binding. Bases 246 to 5897 code for a protein of 1883 amino acids. The transcript is spliced from 47 exons.